AUCUAACUUGAUAUAUAUGUAUGGGGCUUAAUGUGGGAGCUUGGAUUCUCCUUUUYCUCAGCUCUCUUGCCCUCUUAUCUCUCAUUAAGUUCUUACACAAAGUGUGGUGGGUUCCAACUCGCAUAAAACAUGUAUUCAGUUCACAAGGUGUAAAAGGACCUCCGUAUAGAUUCAUUCAUGGCAACACAAAAKAAAUUGCCGCCAUGAAAGACCAAGCAAGGAGUCCGUUCACUGAUAUAUCACAUGACGUAUACCCACGAAUACAGCCUCACUUUGUUACAUGGUUUCAAUUAUAYGGUAAAAAUUUUGUCAACUGGUAUGGUCCUCAACCUGAAUUGGUUAUAACAGAACCUGAAAUCAUCAAAGAAAUUGCAAGCAAUAGAAGCGUCUCUUCAGCAAGACCUGAUCUCGGAUCAUUUCACAAGAAAAUGUUGGGGGACGGCCUUGUUACAUCGAAAGGCCAAAAGUGGGCAAGACAACGAAAAUUGGCUAACCAAGCUUUCGGUGCCGAGAGUUUAAAGAACAUGAUCCCAGCAAUGGUGAAAAGCGUAGAGAUGCUGCUACUCAGGUGGAAAAAGAUGGCCGGCAGCGAGGUUGAAAUAAAUGCGGAGUUCCGGAUUUUGACAGCAGAAGUGAUUUCUAGAACAGCUUUCGGCACCAACUACUUACAGGGAAAGGAAAUUUUCGAAAUGCUCAAGAAGAUGAGUACAAUUGCUGGUAGAAACUACUACAAUCCUAGGCUUCCUGGCCUGAGUACAAUAUUCAAAAGCAGUGAUGAUUUGAAAUCCGACGAACUUCAAAAGGGAAUUGAAGAUCUYAUUAUGGAGACUAUAAAGGAAAGAGAGAAGAUAAUGGCAGUAGAUCCGGACACAGCUGAUUUUCUUGGACAGCUUGUGAAGGCUAAUCAUGAAACCGAUGAAAGUUACCAUGUUUCGAUACAAGAUAUCAUAGAUGAAUGUAAAACCUUUUAUGUAUCCGGGGAUGGAACAACGUCACUCGUGCUGUCAUGGGCUGUUCUUCUUCUGUCAAUUCACACAGAAUGGCAAGAAAGAGCACGACAGGAAGUAGUUGAAUUAUUUGGCARACGACAUCCACGUUCUGAAGACAUAUCAAAACUUAAAACGAUUGGCAUGAUCAUCAACGAGACACUUCGACUGUAUCCUCCUGGAAUUGCCAUAAUUCGAAAGAACGAAAGAGAAGUUAAACUUGGAAAUCUUGUUAUUCCCGCCAAUGUAAUUCUACAUGUUCCAGUUUUAGCACUUCAUCAUGAUCGCACAAUAUGGGGAGAAGAUGCACAUCUUUUUAAUCCUGAAAGAUUUUCAGAAGGGAUUAGUAAAGCUACAAAGAACAAUCCAUCAGCAUAUAUGCCUUUUGGGUUUGGGCAUCGAAAUUGUGUUGGUUCAAACUUUGCAACCAAUACARCCAAGAUUACUCUUGCAAUGAUCUUGCAGCGUUAUAGGUUUACUCCAUCUCCGAAUUACAUCCACUCUCCUGUUCAUCUUUUGAUGCUUGUCCCCAAGAAUGGUGUUCAAGUGAUGCUCCAUGCUCUCUAGUGUAGAUACUUCUGUAAAAUUAAGUGAUGAUCUUUGCGUUUGUGAGAUUUAUAUAUUAAGGAUUGUAUUAUAUGUAUGCUUUUAUAUUACUUGGAACAAUUACCAUUA
Molecule: messenger RNA, 1661 nt
Organism: Cynara cardunculus var. scolymus (artichoke)
Lineage: Eukaryota; Viridiplantae; Streptophyta; Magnoliopsida; Asterales; Asteraceae
Product: cytochrome P450 CYP749A22-like
Exons: 5
Coding region: 21-1553 (510 amino acids)
Molecular function (GO): iron ion binding; monooxygenase activity; oxidoreductase activity, acting on paired donors, with incorporation or reduction of molecular oxygen
Source: RefSeq, a predicted model, not a curated record